Porites evermanni is the source of this 24470-nucleotide messenger RNA. The record is from the annotation of a GenBank genome assembly. Lineage: Eukaryota; Metazoa; Cnidaria; Anthozoa; Scleractinia; Poritidae.
GUCGGGAAAUCAAGCACUCUCUCAGAAUCCUUUGGUGAAUUGUCAUGAUAUAAUGGAACAUGAAAACCGGAGCUAUGUGUAAAAUUCAUAUAUUAGAUGAGGAAAAUCAUUGAUGAACGUUUUCUUUAAAGUCUGGGAACCUUAUGGCGAUAAAAUCUUCUGCUGGCUCUCACUGUGACAAGUUGCUCCAUGCUUGACAACGAGCAAAACAUCGAUAUCUAUUGUGGAGCAUCCUGGAAUUCUGAACUACAGUGCUUUACGUUGUUGUGGCUGACCUAUUAAUAUGGGAAACAAAGCUUCAGCUCAAGAGGCUAAAGAUCCAUGCUUGACAACGAGCAAAACAUCGAUAUCUAUUGUGGAGCAUCCUGGAAUUCUGAACUACAGUGCUUUACGUUGUUGUGGCUGACCUAUUAAUAUGGGAAACAAAGCUUCAGCUCAAGAGGCUAAAGGAGCUGGGAAAGACGUUAUUAAACAGACGCAGAAAAGUUCCAACGAACUGUACGAAUAUGUCGAUCUAAACGGAGGCGGAAAAUUGGUGGAAGCUUUCAGAAGAGGUCAAGCAAGGAAAGAUUUUACCGAAGUGGAGGAACUUAUUGAUGGAUUUCGAGGCAAGUUCUUGUAUAACGAUGGCGUUGGAAAAGAUAUUGAAGUAAAAGAACUUGUACAGUGGAGAAACCAGAGCCGUGAAGUGAAAGAACCGAAGGAAAAAAGUAUCUUUAGUUCUUUCUUUACCACCUUCACAAAUCGCGUCGAAGAUACAAUCGAAACUGUUGGUACAGAUAAUUAUGCGUUGACCGAAAACACUGGUAAGAGGAUUUUUAUAUGCUUUAUUACUAAGCGAACUUUCCAUAUCACAACUGUCUCCUGCACCAUCUGCUCCUUGGGCUGCUUGGGUUGCCAAAUUUCCCGGGCGAGGGGGGGUGGGGGAGGGGUGGGGGGACUCCCUUACAUGGAUUUUUUGCCAUAAAUUUUUUAUCAGUGGGGGAAGGGUGGGGACACUCUCUUACAUUUAUAUGAGCCACAAGUUUUUUAUUGGUAUGGUUGCAUUGUUUCAGUCUGAAAACAGGUAUAGACUUUGCCUAUUUUGGUCUGAAAUUGGGUAUGGUUUUCUAGGGAACUCUGGCUGUGUAUGAGCGAAUAUGUUGAAUUCCAGCUGAAUGAAAAAGAAAGAGUAAAAAAUGAUGCAAAUUCGAAAUGCAUGUUAUGGAAUCUCUUUGUUGGUGUUCUCAGUGUUCCAGCCAGAGUGCGCCAUUGCGUGAAUCCCGCAAAAGAUCGAGAGAAGGCCCCCACCAAAAGCAUUCAAGGGCCCUUUCCUUUUUUAAUUGCCUGGGCUUAAAAUUGUCUCUGUUACUUCAACUACAAUAAUUUUCCGAUUAAACAGAAUUUUUAAUCUAAAGAACAACGACUCUGUACCUUUGUACACAACAUGAAAAUCAAUCAGUUUACCUGAUUUACUGUCCCGUGGUCUGGAGACCACUGAGCCUCGACUUGGCUUUUGUAAUAUCGCAGAAGCUCAUGGGUAUCCAUCAUGGCGUCUCGAAAAAGGAUAAACCUGACAAAAUGCAUCUUCAAGGUCUAUCAAAAGUUUUUUCUCAGUAAAUAACGAAAAAGUGGAUGGAGGCGAAGCAGUUCAGAAUAAGCGAAUGGAAGCAGAUCUUGACAGUGAAGUGGAAAAUGAGAUGAAAAAAAUUACUGACUAUUUUUAUUGCAUACAUUCUGAUUGUAGUACUGUUUGCUCUAUUACCGAAGAUUUCCUCUAUUGUAUAUAAAAAGGGACGCUCCAUGACAGCUUCAAAUGAACUGGCAUUUUCAUUUCCUUAACUUUCCAACUGUUUCUUCUCUUUUGCAUAUUAGAAAGAUAUCGGUACAUUGGCCCUUUCUUGAAAUAUCUGGCCCCCAAAAAUGGGUUGUAGGGGCCACUUUGGCCCUCAAGCAGAAAUUAUGACAUAGGUUCUUAGAGGCCAGGUCUGAAAACAGGUGGGGAAAGUUGUAAAGAAUCAGGUUCUGGAUAGAUCUAAACACAAGCUGUCAAUAUUUUCUAGACCCGGUCACGUCACUAUUGUGACCAUGCCCGGAAUAAUUUUGUGGGCCUACCAGCCCCUCAUUUCCUUGAUAUAGGCCACUUCAAAUUUUUGAAUAAGGCUUUCAAAUCAGGGCUAUUAGACAACAAUUUUGUCAUGCUCUGGGAAGAAUGCCAUCGGCACUCUCUGCUUUGUAGCAACUUAAGAGACCACAAUGCUGUGGCUAAGAGUUCAAGAGUUUUUUUAUCAAGUUUCUAGACAAUUAAAGUAGGCCGAGUUGCAUAGCUCUANUUUGCUCUAUUACCGAAGAUUUCCUCUAUUGUAUAUAAAAAGGGACGCUCCAUGACAGCUUCAAAUGAACUGGCAUUUUCAUUUCCUUAACUUUCCAACUGUUUCUUCUCUUUUGCAUAUUAGAAAGAUAUUGGUACAUUGGCCCUUUCUUGAAAUAUCUGGCCCCCAAAAAUGGGUUGUAGGGGCCACUUUGGCCCUCAAGCAGUAUCUUCUGGCUGGAACACUGUGUUCUAAUCUAAGAAAUGAUGACAUAGGUUCUUAGAGGCCAGGUCUGAAAACAGGUGUGGAAAGUUUUAAAGAAUCAGGUUCUGGAUAGAUCUAAACACAAGCUGUGAAUAUUUUCUAGACCCGGUCACGUCACUAUUGUGACCAUGCCCGGAAUAAUUUUGUGGGCCUACCAGCCCCUCAUUUCCUUGAUAUAGGCCACUUCAAAUUUUUGAAUUAGGCUUUCAAAUCAGGGCUAUUGGACAACAAUUUUGUCAUGCUCUGGGAAGAAUGCCACUGGCACUCUCUGCUUUGUAGCAACUUAAGAGACCACAAUGCUGUGGCUAAGAGUUCAAGAGUUUUUUUAUCAAGUUUCUAGACAAUUAAAGUAGGCCGAGUUGCAUAGCUCUACAAUGUACAUGUAGGAGGUCCUUGUGGUUCCAUUUUCCAUUAAUUUUGUUUGCUAUAAAAGACACCUGGGCUAGUCAUGUCAUACAUGUACUUUAGUAGCCAGAGGAAAUUGUAGCAGUGCAUAUUCUGACUUUCCUACUAUCAAUGAUUUUAGGCAAUAAAACUCGUCAAGUCUACUGGGAUAUCAACCUGCGAGCGGCUGUUGGUGAAACCAUCCUUCAUCUGUGUUUUCUGAAUGCCACUCGUGUGCAUUAUGAUCUUUCCAAGAUGAUCAUAAAAAGAUUUCCCAAUCUUGUCAAUGAUAUUUAUCUCAGUGAUGAGUACUAUGGUAAGUUUCAUGAAAAAAAAUAAAAUAAAAAAUAAAAUAAGAUCAUUAUAUUGAUGCAGCAAGGCUUAAGUAUUAUAAGGUGUUGGGUGUUACAUGUACGUUAUACCUUUUUACUUCAGGCCCAACUUCUCAGUUGUGCUUCAGGCUUGUACAUUGUACAUAUAAAUCAAAACUAUACCCAAGUGCCGUUCUGUGUUAUUAAUUUUUUGUUUGAAUCUUUUGUGGUUUAAUUUUAUCAUUGAUCCAACUUUGUCUCUCCUAUUGUGGCAAAUAUCAUGAUACUGCCCUAAACAGAAAAAAAAAUAACAAUAAUUUUGAGCCAAUUAUGAAAUCAAAACCACUCAUCUUGGUCACUUUUAUUUUUUUUUAUACUUUAUUGUAUUGAGCUUUAACUGUCCUUCUCAAAAGUAAUUUUUUGAAAGUGACAGUUAAACCUAGGUCAUAGAAAACUGGGGGACAAUUUGACAGAAAAAUUAAUAGAUAGUCAUGGAAUUUGACAAGCUUGUAGAUUAAUUACAAGCCAACAACUGGGGUGGGGGAUUUUACGGUAUAUCUAGAAAUUGUAUUUUAUAUUUAAAAAUGACACAAAGCGGGGCUGAAAUCAAUAAAUUAGAUAGCUAACGGUGAAUAUAAAUUUUUAGUAUGUACUAAAACAGUGGAUAGUGUUUCUCGCGUGCUCUGAUUGGCUACUCAGUGAAUAUCCUGCACUAUUCACUGAUUCACCUCCAGUUCCUCCGAGCGAGCGAGCGUUGCCAAACUUGCGUAGGUUGCGAGCAAAAUGCCUUUCCGUUUGCUGCCGUAACAAACUAAGAAAUUUCACAACUAAUCAAGCAAGCUAUUUCCAAAACACAUGAAGAAGGUUUGGAAGUUUUAACAGGUAAAGCUUUGUCUUUUUUACUUGAAUUUAUCAAUAAAUCCAGUGAAAAAGUUUUUUGUUUACAAAUGCAAAUUAAGCUUAUAAGUCUUGCAUUACUUUAUUUAGUUGACUUGUUCAUAAAUAAGCUUAAAACCAAAUUUAAUAAUCUUUUUUACAGAAUUAUUUUAAAUACAAAAAGAAUUCACAACUCCUUUUGAAGAAACUUUCCCGCAAGAGCUAAACAAAUGCCUUCAAAAGUUUUAUUUGUCGCUAAGAAAAAGCGACGACCUCGGCCGUUUGGUCAUCGUGCGCCAAAAUUGUAAUCGUUGGCAACAGUAAAUGAGUUAAAAAAUCAUCAUUUUUGUGCUCAAUUAUCUCACUGUUUUAGUAUAUACUAAAACAAUUAUUCACCUCAGUGUCGAUGGCUAGUAUUGGAUAUUUACCUCGCCGCUUCGCGGCCUCGGUAAAUAUCCAAUACUGGCCACCUCCACUUCGGUGAAUAAUUGUUAUUUAUAUUGGUUUUAGGAGAGAGUGCUCUGCAUAUGGCAAUUGUCAAUGAGAAUCAAGAAAUGGUACAUUAUCUUUGUAAGCACGGAGCAAACAUACAUGAGCGAGCUCAUGGAGCUUUCUUGAUGCCAGAAGAUCAGCGCAAGUCAAGAAGAGACAACUUUGCUCAGGAAGAAAUUGUUCUUAGUGAUGUGACUAAUUAUGAAAGGUUUGUAUUCUAAUGUGUACGUGUAUAUUCUAAUGUGUGACCCUUGUUUUUCCUGUAGUGGAAUUUUAGUUGCUUUACAUGAAUGCGUUAACUCCCAAUAACUCAAACCUUCAAAGGAUAUCCAAAAAAGGUUCAAGUUAUCGGGAGCAGACGCGGAAGAAAGUACAGCUGUAGAUGGGAGUAAGGGAAGAAAAUCAGUUUUUACUGCACAGUAAACAUAAAAAAUCUCAUUUAAUUGUAGAAAAUGUUAAUAAGUGAAAAUUAAAAGAUACUUUUAGAUCAUAAAUCAGAAUGUAACAUGCCAAAACAUUGCCUAGAUAGAGCAAGUAUUAAUUUUUUACUGUUUUGAGAAGUAAAGCUGUUUCAUGUUAGAUUUGUGACAAACAACAUCAGCCUCCACUAGCAUCCUAACNAUGGCAAUUGUCAAUGAGAAUCAAGAAAUGGUACAUUAUCUUUGUAAGCACGGAGCAAACAUACAUGAGCGAGCUCAUGGAGCUUUCUUGAUGCCAGAAGAUCAGCGCAAGUCAAGAAGAGACAACUUUGCUCAGGAAGAAAUUGUUCUUAGUGAUGUGACUAAUUAUGAAAGGUUUGUAUUCUAAUGUGUACGUGUAUAUUCUAAUGUGUGACCCUUGUUUUUCCUGUAGUGGAAUUUUAGUUGCUUUACAUGAAUGUGUUAACUCCCAAUAACUCAAACCUUCAAAGGAUAUCCAAAAAAGGUUCAAGUUAUCGGGAGCAGACGCGGAAGAAAGUACAGCUGUAGAUGGGAGUAAGGGAAGAAAAUCAGUUUUUACUGCACAGUAAACAUAAAAAAUCUCAUUUAAUUGUAGAAAAUGUUAAUAAGUGAAAAUUAAAAGAUACUUUUAGAUCAUAAAUCAGAAUGUAACAUGCCAAAACAUUGCCUAGAUAGAGCAAGUAUUAAUUUUUUACUGUUUUGAGAAGUAAAGCUGUUUCAUGUUAGAUUUGUGACAAACAACAUCAGCCUCCACUAGCAUCCUAACACCUCCACUAUGUGCCUACAACACAUCAAUGGGAAAUUCAAAAUUCAAUGUUUCAGACACCAGUACACUGUUUUUCUCAACUUUUUAAAGGCUCAAAAUAUGGUUCAAGUUAUUGAGAGUAAAGUUAUCCACAUUUUUUAUAGACAGAAAUGAUCUGAGAGGAAACAAAAAUUGCUUUCAGUUAUCGGGAGGUUAGAGUUAUCAAGGGUUUAAGUUACUGAGUGUAAAUGUAUGAUGUAAAUCCAGGGGAAAGUGAUUAUGGUUCACGUUACCUGUACAGCUGUAGGGUGAGGUUUGAGUUAGUGAGGGUUUGAGUUAUCUGGAGUCAACCAUUAAGUUUCAUUAAAAUGUACAGUAUGUGGCCCUUGGUCCGUGCAAGUCCUCGAUGCUAUUGGUCCGCGACUUUUCCGAAAAUGAUAAAAUAUUUCAUCGCGAAAAAAAAUAGGUUGAAUAAUGAAAGAUAUCGUGAUUUACUGAUUAGCAUUCUUUCAUAUGACGAAGUUUCGGCUUUCUUGUGGGUGGAGACGCGAAGUUAAAGUUUGUUGACAGGUAGGUUAAUUUGUCUUUCUUUAAGUUUGGAUUUUUGGGGUACCGUAAAUUACAUGGUCAUGUUUACUUAGCCUGCGAAUAAAUAAAAUGCAACGGGAAGACGUGCCUUUUUGCAGAACAGGUUUUCAGAUCAACUUAUUUCUGCUGUUGGAAGCAUAUUGCUGUAGACUCUGAAUUUUUUGUUUUAUUGACUCUAUCUAUGACCUUGGUUGAAUAAAACUUCCCAAAAUAAAAAGUGACAGCCUUUGUUUUCGAAGAAUGUUUUGAAAAUCGUCCCUACACAUGUCUACCAGUUUUCUUUUUUUGAUACCUCGAAUACAUACAGAGUUUUUGGUAAUUAUUUUCAACCUCGCUGAAAACCGCUCGUCGACGCUUGUGUGGGAUACUCGAGGAGACUGUUGUCUGAAGUCUUUGAAAGAAAAGCAGAUUAUUUUAUACUCACAACAUCUUCUGAAAAAAACUUUACCUUAAUUGUAGAAGAAAAGAAAAAAAAUACAUGAAAUAUUGUGAAAAUCACGUUUUCGUGUGGAAACUAUAACAUUUUUACGUUUUUUUCGUGCUGCUUGCCUGAGACGCAGACCUAGGACCACAUUCGCGGACCAAGGACCAUCGAAAAUGGUCGCCUUUUUUUUCAGGAUUAUUGAGAGGAACAUAAAAGCUAUCUUCAGGGAGUAUUUCAGCUCGUUACGUGAAGAUUCAGGUAAUAUAUUCAAGUUAAUGACUUUUAGACACGGACCAAGGACCACAUACUGUGCACCUGGAGCAAAUAAAAUUUCAACCGUGUCAUUUUACUGAACCAUGACAUCUAUUGUGGGGAGUGAGCUGAUAUUUGUUUAGUCUUGGUGUUGUACAUUUACCUCCAACUUCUGCAGUCAUUAAAAAUAAACAAAAAUCUUCUAUGAUUUUCUGCUUCUUUCAGCAACACAUACUGGGGAGAGUAUCCACUGUCAUUUGCUGCUGGACUUGGCUUGGAGGAUAUGGUGCGAUACCUGUUAGCGAAAGGGGCGUGCCCCAAUAAACAGGACACAAAUGGCAACACUGUCUUACACAUAAUGGUUAUACAUGACAAGUUGGUAAGAUUUAAGUUACUUAUUUGGUAUGAUUGCAUUGUCAGGAAUCAUGCUUUAAUGGCAGGGACCUUUAGCAAUGACGAUGGCAACAAUGGUGGAAACUUGACCCAAAAUUAGGAUUUGCGCUGUUUUAAAUUUCAUUGGUUCUAUUCCAACUCUUCUAGUUUGUCAUAUACUGUAAGUUGGUGACUUAUUCAGGAGUUACAUUCUAAAGGACUUUAUCCAGUGAUGCCAACUCUCCCGCUUUUGGCGGGAGACUUACGCUUUUUUGCCUCGUCUCCCGCUCUCCCGCUUUGGUACAUAAAUCUGCCGCUUUUUACAUCCACUAUAAAUAUUGAAUACUUAGUAAAAAAUAAAAGAGACUUAGUUUGAGAUUUAGCCCAUUUUUAGCUCAAAACUUGAAUUUUUCUUAUUCGCAGUACGGUUUCUGGGGCAUUUUUGCACGUAUUUAGUCAAUGACAAAGAUUAUUUCUACCAUCAAAAUUUUGAUUUUAGGUCUCCAGAGGUUGGCAUCUCUGUUUAUCUAACUUCUGAAACAGAACAUUGUCAUCUUGUGUUCCUGUCCUCCAAUUCAGUGCACAAAACAUGAAAUAAAAAAGGAAGUUUCACAUCCUAGACAACUGUAACAACAUCACAGUGAUGUACACCUAUUUGAAUUAAGGUUGCCUCAGAGAAGAAUGAUGCAUGAUCUAUGUUUCAUAGCCUGCGGUGCAUUAUUGUAGCAUUAGUCUAGUAAAUUCAGGGCUUCUGACAGGUCGCGGAAGAAAUAGUCAAAUUUCGUGGGAUUUUUAGGGACAAAUUCGCGGAAAAAUCGGCCGAUUUAGCAGUAAUUUCAUGGGGGUUUUUGGGGCAAACAAUCAGUAAAAAACGGCCAAUUUUGUGGUUAUUUUCAAGGCAAAUUUCGCUAGAAAUCAAUUGGUUUUGCGCUGAACAGACCAGCGUUUUUAACGUUUUUCUUACAGAGGUCAUCAUUUGCUCUUUCAAUAACAAUACGCUCCAGAAAUGAACCAAUGGCGAAGCCUUCAACAUCUUUGCUAGUGCCCAGUUUUUUGCAACAUAUAUAAUGUACCCCUGUUAGUUUUGGGAUGUUGUUUGCACGUUUCAGUGACGAAGUUCUAAGAUAAUUUUGCAAGUUUAUGGCAAGUAAAUAGCCCCAAUAGCUGAAAUAAGUUUCAAAUAUGUUGUACAGACAUGUAUUUGAUAAGAUUUCUACCGAAUUUCGCGGUAUUUUUCGUGUUUUUGUAAAUUUUGCGGGAUUUCGUGGAUUUACCUGAAUUUCGUGGCUCCACGACUGCGUAAAAUAUCAGAAGCCCUGUAAAUUAUGUGCCCGCAACGAGCCUAGAAACCUAGAAAUUAAACGUUGCUGACGCUUCUAUGCUAUGUCAGCAGAACGUUAAGACAAUGUAUUUCAAAAUACUAAAUCCUAGGCUUUUUAAUUUAAGACAGUGAUUUGAGGUUAGGUUUUUCUCUGUGGUAAUAUGCAAAUGCUGCCAAUUUUCAAUGACUUUGCUUGGCUCGUACAUGUGGGAAUUUUGGAUGGAGUUAAAAAAAAAUCAAAUUCAAGGCAUUUGUUGAAGUACAAUAAAUGACUUAACAUUACGCGUUUAUCUAUUUUCUGACGCAAUUUUUUUAAAACUGAAUAAAAAAGGAAUAGGAAUGAAUAGCGUUGAUUUGCUUUAUUGAAAUAACCUGCAUUCUGGCCCAUGCAAAAAUGUAGCUUAAUCAGGGGGUAAAACCCUAUUCAUUUAAUGCUGUUAAAAGAAGAGGCUUCUAAUUUCUUAAUGUGAGCUAGAUUUCUAAAAAAAUGCUUAAAAAAAUGCUUAAAAAUUAUUGUUAGCAGCCAUUUGACUUGAAAGCUCUCUUGAACAACUUUUUUAGCUUGUCACAAUGGUCCCCAUUGUUUCAAUGAACAUGAACAAGACUGUACUUCCCGCUAAAAAAGGGUUUACCAUAGUGCACUGCAGGCUAUGAAACAUAGUUCAGGGGAGCAACCUUAAAUGAAAUUGGUGUAUACAGUACGUAAUAAAUUAUGCUUUUGUCAUUAUCUUGUGGUUCAAUUUUAUCUUUGGUUUAAAUUAUAUUUUUCUUUGUGUUGGGGUACAGUAAUGUUUGACAAUGAGUUUGAUACGAUGGAAAUUAAGAUUAAACCAAGGAUAAAAUUGAACCAUGACAUAUAUAACUCUAUUUUAAAUUAUUAAUUUUAAAAAGUACUAAAUUUCGUAUUAAUUGUUGUAUUUCAAAGUUACACGUUUUCCCAAUUCAGGCCAUGUGAUGUUCUCCAGGGAAUUAAUUUGGCUUUUAUUUUUUUCUUAAAUCAUGCAUACAGUUUGGUAUUAUUAUGCACAUGUACGCACACGUAUAGGACAACAUUUGAUAUAAGCAGUUCUUUGGGGUACCAUCUCCUGGUCUGAAAUGACAGGGAAACAAAACAUACAAGCUAAAAGUCUAUUUGCUGGGAAAACGUUGACCUUUUGGUGGGGUCCAAUCCUCUCCCAGGAUCUUACAUUAAUUUUGUAGAUCUCACAGACCUUCCACAGAUUUGCAUGGAGGACAAAAUUUCUGAAAGAUGUGAAUGGUAGAAAAUUAAUUAUUGUGAAAUUUGAGAAGCAAUAAUGGUAAAUUUAGACAUUUUCAAGCUGAGAUCCUGGUUUAAAGAGUUGAGUAAUCUGUGACUUGAAAAUUAGAAUGCGACCAAAACUGUGAGAUCAGAUCAAAAUUUUCCUAGAUCUUAGAUCCACGAUUUUCUUGGUAUCAUAAUUCCUCCACACGUAGUUUGAAAAAAAACUCGUUAUUUUGUAGAGUGAGUAAUAUUACCGAGGUUUUGUUUUCUUAAAAAAAGUAUCUGUACUGUAAGUAAAAAAUAAUUGUUGUAAAAUUGUAACAUUGGUGUUGUUUGCAUGUACAUGGAUUACUAGGACAUGUAUGACCUUAUUCUUGAUAUUGGCUGUCGCUGUCGAUGUGAAUGUUCAAAGCCACUCACAGACAUUGUUAACAGAAUGGGUUUCACACCUUUGACCCUUGCUGCCAAGCUGGCUAGAAAAGAGGUAAACUUGUUAAACUCUGAUAAUUCUAGUGCUGUUAGUCAGCUCAGCCAUCAGCUUUUUGUCUACAUACUGUACAUGCAUUCUGUAGGCUACAUCGUAUUGUAAAACUGUGUAGACAGUAGGAUGAUUAUACAUGGAAACAGUACAUGCAGUCUUAAUUGGUUACCAAAAUGAGGUGAUAUUAGGUUAUGUUACAGGAUAUUAUAUAUAUAUAUAUAUAUUAUUAAAAAUAUUAAUGAUAACAUAUACCUUUUAUUAGCCGAGUUUUCAGUCUGUGAUUUUUGGCCCAAGCGCAAAGUGUGUGGGCCAUAAAUCAUUGGAAAAAAAUGAAGAUCCGUAAAUAUUAAUUUACGGUACGGACCAAAAAAAUGAGGCUAAUAAGAUAUUUAUCAUAAUGGCUUUCUGUCCUGUAUGGCUUCCUGUCAUUUGACAGGCAUCAGAAAAUGAAAGUUUUUUAAUUGGGUCAUGGAAACAAUAGCAAGGCUUUCCAUUAGAAGUAAAAUUGCCAUGUUGAAAGAGUUUAUUCAGUCAAUACUAAGAGCACUGUAAGUAUUGUUGUCUUAUUUGUCAAAGGAAUUGCUUGUUUUCUCUCAGGUAAAACUUUUAGAAUCUUUGCCAGUCGAUUUUCGUCUUUUUAGCUGUUUACUGCAAUCAAAUUUUCAAACACUGGUUAGAAUCCUCUUCUUCAAUAAAAUUACGAUUCAGUUUCUUCAUUGCCUCUGUUAACAAGUAAACACAGGUUAAAAAUGUUGAAGGAUGAAGUAAACAUCCAAGUCCUGAAGGUUGACAGACGUCUUAUAACUUUCUUUAAACCUUUUGUUCAAGAUAAAGAGAUUUAGAGAGCUGCUAAAUGAGCAUUUGCUUUGGAGGUUUUGGUCUGUAUAGCAAUGUACGGACUGCAAAUUGACCAAUCACAUUGUGAAAAACACAUUUAGCCAUAUGAUAAAAAUAAUUAUUAUUUAUGUUAUCAUCAUUAAUGGUGGCGUGUGAAAGUCGCAUUUUAUAACAUUGUCAUAAGUGUUGUCAUGGCUUAAUUAGCAGUCAUCGAUGAGUAACUGUUGUUUUACUUCUAGUUUUUGGGGCUUAGUUGUUCACCUCAAAGUCAUGCAACUACAGUUGUAGCUGUAGCUUUGGUGAAAAAUGAGUUAAUAAUGCAUUUUGUGAUGUGAUACUCAUGUAAAUGACAUGAAAUACAGUUCUAAUUUCUACAUACAGUGUGCAUUAUGUGUUAGUGCAGACUAUAAUUUUUUGGUCUUCAAAUUACAAUCAUUUGCUUUAUACCUACAGCUGUAUAUGCUAGUGAAUAAUAAAAGUGUAUUGAUACAUUUAUUUCUACUUUGUUUGUUUCAGAUGUUUCAUCACAUACUUACUCGUGAGAGAGAAGUUUUUUGGCAGUAUGGUGAAGUCACUUGCGCUGCAUUUUCUCUUAAUAAUCUUGAUACAGUAAGCAAACUUAAUCCUACUAGAUUUGCCAUUACCUUUUGACAUUAAUUUAUAGUAAUAAAUAGCUGAAUCAUUUUUAUAACCUUAAUUGCAGUUUUCAUGAAUAUUUUUGUUUUUAUGGUUUUCUUUGUUUUUAAGUUCAUAUGUAUUAAGUGUCUUGUUUUACAUCCUUUGACCAAUCAGUUCUUUUGGAGAAUUAAAAAAAAACACAAAACAAACAAAGAAACGAGUGAACAUAAGUUAAGGAUUUCCUCGACUCAAAUGCAACAGCACAGCAUCCUUUAAGGUGUAAGAUAAAUGAUUGUUUAUUAAUGUAGAUUACAACAACUAGUCACACACAAAUACAUGUUGAGGGUCAAAUUUGAUUUCAGGUUAAUUUUAAUUUGACCCACAGUGGGUUGAUUCUCAAUCCUUUGUCUUCAAGGGCUAGGAGACAAAGGAGAUUGAGAAUUAAAACUAGGUUAAAGAUUUUUAAACAUGAACUUAAAUUUGACCUGUAACAUACAUGCACAAACACAUUUAUUUUGUUCUAUAUGUAAUGUCAGAUUUUUGUAGAACAUUGAUGUGCCCGUGCCGUUGGGCAUGAAUGAAUGUUUUAUGUAUUUUUAACAUCUUUAUUUUCAUAUUUCAGGUUACCAGUGAAGGACACAUCAACGAGAAAUGUGCAUUAAACAUAAUCACACAUGAAGUGAGUAAAGAAAUUUUCUUCUCUACAGGCAGAGAGGAUGUCUCUGCAAAUUAAACAUUACACGUACAAUGUAUUAUCGUUCAGUGCUAAUAAUUAUUUGUCCUUCUCAUCGGCUUCAGGGCCCACCAUGUAACCUGCAAAUAACUGCGUACAAAAAAUGAUCUGGUCAUGUGCAAUCAAUGUCAUCUAACUGGUUUGGGCUGCAAAUAAUAUUCUGCUCAUGCAUGAAUGAAAUCACUCUUUUCUCCUUUUUGCAAUCCCUCUUGUGUAAAAAUGGCAGAUUGCUUCCCGAGGAUAUUCCUUAAAAAACAAUAAUUACUGGGUGAUCGAAUGAUUUAGCAAUAAUAUUAUUGAACAUGUAUGUGUACAGUCUAACCUCUUCUUACGGACACCUCGAUAAUACAGACACCUCUCUAUUACGGACAGUUUGUUUGGACCCAGAAAUGCCAAAAAUCAUACAUUCCCUGACCUCUAUAAUACGGAGACCUCUGUAAAGUGGACACUUGGUUCUGUCCCUUUGGUGUCCGUAUUAAAGAGAUUUGACUGUAUGCCCCUAGGCUGAAAAAAUUCCAAAAUCCAUUGUUUUGCAUGUUGAGGAGGUAGCAUGUCUCUGUAUGUAUUUUACUACUGUAUCAGCUAUUGUUGUUGUUACUGUCCUAGUUUCAACCUUUCUUUAUGAUGCUUGUCGCCAUCUGUCUGUCUUAUGUCGCUGUUUCAAGGCUAUAAGUUGCCUGUUGGAAUUUUAACCCUAACAUGGCCUCAUCAAUGUCAAGCAUUAUGUUCUCAGUGGUUGGCUGUGCUUAUAUAAUUACAUAAUGUAUCUUUGAUACUUGAAGCUAGCUGCGAAUCUUGUUUCAUGACUUUUGUCUUUGUUGUUGUUGUUCUUUUGAAGGAAUCUGUGCCUCACUUGGACCUUUUUGAUGGGAUUCUGUACAAUUUGCUCAAGGAGAAAUGGAAGUAUGCCUGCCGCUACAGGUUUGUUACAAAAGACAAUGUAAAUAUGUACAUAAGACAAUGUAAAAGGGAAAGGGAACUGGAAAUCAUUCAACACUAGCCUUUCACUCGGUCAGUCUAGUCUGUCGCAGAAGCCCAUUACAAGGAUUGAGCUCAGUACUAAUUCCAUGUGCACUUGUGUCACAACAUUUUUUUUUACUGACCAGUGUUUGGUUCGAAUUUGGAAUAUCUUUUAAGUCCCACAAACCAGUCUGCAAAAACUACAGACCAUAAAAUGGUAUUUUUGAGCAUUUAAUGGCCUUAAGUUUUCCUUUUGACAUCUUAUACUUUAAAUUGCAUUUUAUAGGGAAUCGAAAUUAUAUCUAAAAAUAAACUGGUCCGUGAAAAUGCUGUGAAAAUAACCCUUGAAUCACUAACAAUUGUUUAGGAAAGGUCUUCGUGUCUUCUAAAUGGCAUGGCAGAUGCCACUGGUUGUGCUAACUUCCUUGUGUCAGAGGGGGCGGAGCAUCUUGAAACGUGGGGGGGCUCAUCUCUCACUUAGCCAUGUGCAUACAUACCCCGCCCAAACCUCUUUGCAAUCUUCACAGUGUCUAGUGUGUCAGUAAUCAAUUUGUGACAAUGCAUCAGUAGGCAGUUGUUCAGGCGGCCCUGCUUCGUGGUGCUUCUUAGGUAGUUCUUGAGUCGUCUGAGGGUAGAAAAUGUGCACUCUGAUGCCACCAAUGCCACAGGUUAUGUCACUUGCUAUAUUUUCGGCACCGAAACAUGUGCCCCCCAUUUUUGUUUAUGCGGACCACGGCCCCUCCUGCCUCUUGCUGCGCCGCCUAUGAGUCGGGAUGAGGGUGCAAGAUUGCUGUGUAGGUUGAGGGAGGUACUAACUAUUGAAUUAAAAGCAAUGUUAAGCUAAGAUGCAUCUAAAGUACAUCUAUUAUUACUGUUAUAAUAUACACAUUGACAAUAACAAUAGGUUGUUGUGAAAACCUAAUACCAACGAGAUUUUAAUAAUACAGCAGGAUACCUUCGUAAAUUUUGGGCCAGGUCUUGGGUUCAGGUACUAUUAUCAUUUUGUCAGUCAAUCAGACAGUCAGUUAUUCAGACAUGCAUUUAUUGACACAGUCAGCUGGUCAUUCGGUUAGUUGGUCAGACAGUAAAUCAGACCUUUGUGAAGACAGUCUAUCAGAUGGCCAGUCAGUCAGACUGUCAAUCAGACAGUCAGUCAGUCAGUCAUUAAUCAGCCAGACAGUGAGAAAGUUAGUUAAUGAAUGAGGUAGGCAUUUAGAUAUCGAUGGUCAGACAUUCAAUUAGCCAGUCAGACAGUUAGACAGUCAGUUCAUCUUUUGUGAGAGGUGAGCCAGAGUCACUCUGUUUAUCCCUUUAGUUCAUUAGUUUAUGGUAUUUACAAUGAAAAACCACCACAUUUUGAAAUACAGGUAGUCAUUAUUGCUCUAAGGUUUCCAUAGAGCAUAGACUCUUUUCUUUUCGUUGAAUUGUGCAGCUCGAUAUAAUCUUCAUAUUGUAUGUCUUUACUUUGGUAUAAACUAUCGCAAUUACUUGCGAGUUUGGAGUCGCCCCAAUUCUUCUUUUUCUUAUUCCAGGUUUUAUCAGCUUCUUGCCCUGUAUGUUGUCUUUCUCAUCGUCUUCAGUAUCGCAAUGCUUCUCCGCCCGAUUGAAGUAAGUCUGUAGCAUCCUGCUUCAUUAGUACAGUCAAACCCAAGCAAUACGGUCACUGAGGGGGCCAUAGAUAGUGUGCGUAUUAACGGGGUGCCCAAAUGUAGUGGGUUGAAAUUAGUGAAAAUGUAGACAAAGCAAACUGUCCGUAAUACAGUCAACUCACUUUAUUGCGGACACUGUAGGGACUUCGAGUUAGCGUCCUCUUUAGUGAGAGUUCAUAAUAGUGGGAGUUUAUUUCAGUCAAACCUCUGUAAUUUGUUUUUUCCGGGGAUUUAACUACUGUCCGUAUUACAGGAUUCGUACAGGUCAUGGAAAACAUGGCCGAAAGUCAUUGAAUUUAAGACUUUCAUUUUAAAGGCCUGGAAAGUCAUGGAAUUUCAUUGUCGAUCCUUGAAAGGCAUGGAAAUUUAAAGUUUUCACCUUUGUGUGGUAGAUUAGUUACCGCAGAUGACAAAGCAAGGAUAACGAAGGAUAAAGAGGAGUAACCAAACAGCGUGAACUGCACGCAUUAAAUGGUGGAUACCAGAGUUUGUUUCUGUUGAACUGUUUAAGGGCCAAAAAUAUGCUAAAACAGGUUAAGUUUUCAAAAUUUUAGAAAAUGACAGCUAAACCUGAGGUCAUGGAAAAGUAAAAAAGGUCAUGGAAAAAGUCGUAAUAGGUCAUGGUAGGAUACCUUUUGGGGGACCCCUUUCUUGGACCCACUUUCUUGAAAAAGGGCCCCCUGAAAUUACAGAAGGGGGCCCAUUUGACGCUCAUUGGCCAAUUUCUAGAAUAAACCCUGUAACCGUGGGGAAACUUAGACGCCUAGCCGUUCAAAGUUCCGUGAACAGAGCGAAAAUAUUUCACGUUCCCCUGCCAACGAUGUGUUCGGUCAGUUUUUUUUUUAUCCGAUCGAAAAUUCGUCCGUAACCUUAACAGAUGAGAGUGUAUAUUUAUAAGAUUUUUUUAACUCAAUUUGGACAGGAAGGGGGCUGCGUUGAUGAGCUCAGUGAUACAAUAAAUAACUCUACCGGAAGUUUGAUGGGGAUCAAUGCUACAUCUACAGCUCCUAUUAAAUGCGAUGACUGUUUCCUUCUUACAACAGUUGAAACAAGCACCACUCAACAGGUCAGAACACACGGACAAUCUUGAUUUUACCGUUGUCAAUACAGUAAAAACCCGCGUAUAAGAACCUAGAAUUUUGGAGUUCAGGCUGAACAGGUUCUUAUAUUUUGGGGUAUUUUUUCCAAUAACAGGCUGAUUAGGUUCUUAGUAGGUUCUUAUUUCCAAACGUUGUCAUAGUGAUAGCAUUUGGGGGAACUGCAAUAGUACUAAUAUGCUAUAAUUGUAAAGCAUUUUCAAAAAUGUCAAGCCUUGUUGUCGAAACAAGUCCUGUAUCAUGGUCCAAGAGAAAAGUCCUGUAUUUUUUUAUAUUGUAUUAAAAAAAAACUGUUUUGAUUUUUAAAAGUGCUGUACAGUUUUUAUGACUGUAUUUGUAACUACAGCAAAGUUUAAUGGAAUGAAUAAUAUUUUUUUGGUGAGGCUGAAAAGCAGUACACCACAAAAAUUUUCACAAUUAAAAUCCAGAAUUUGAACAUAAAAUCUGGAGUGUUUUUUUUAUAUAAGAACCUAUUUUUCUUUGUCAGGCUGAAUAGGUUCUUAUAUAUUUGGGUAUUAAAAUGCAAAAUUUCAGCCUGUAGGUUCUUAAAUCACUAGGUUCUUAUACGCGGGUUUUUACUGAUCAGUGCGUGCUGAUCUUUUACCUUUAUUAGUCAGCUUGGGAAUGAUCCUUAUUCACCGUGCAAGAUACACUAAUGAUAAUGAAAUGAUAAUAAUAAUAAUAAUGAUCAUAAUAAAGAUAAUAAUAAAUGGUAAUGAUAAUGAUAAGUAUUACAUUGCGGCUUCUCGAACCGGAAAAAUCUUUGAUCCUCUGAAAUAGACCAAUCGCAAAUGAGGACAGUUUCCGGAGAGGUCAGGAAAGUUCAAAUGGAUUUAAACUUUUUAAAUAAUGCAUUGUUGAAAUACUUAAUGUUGUGAAAACGGCCGGCAAUUCGCCGCACCAUCAUUGGUUUCCCCGCGAAAUGACGUCUUACCAUGCUGAUGAUGUGUCACUACCCAGAUCUGGGUGGUGCUUCUGGGCUGAGUUGCUCAAAGCAUGGUUAGCUUUAACCAUUGGUUAAGCAGUAUCAAAACCAAUACGUUGUCAAGGUAUUAAACGCUGGUUAACGCUAACCAUGCUUCGAGCAACUGGGCCCUGAUUGAUUGAAAAUAUACUUCAGCUAAUCAGAAGCACUACCCAGAUCUGGGUUUUGACGCGUCAUCAGUAUGGAAUUUCUGCGCUCGACGUCAUUUCGCGUGGAAACCAGUGGUGGUAUCGUGAUUUGUCGGCUGUUUUCUGAUGCCAUUGAUCCGCUCUAAAAAAAACUUAAGGAUAUUUUGUUUGCAAAAAACGUUGUGAUUGGACAAAGUUGAUUUUAUAGGAUCAGUAAAUUCACGCGCACAACUCAAUAACAAUAUUAAUCGCUUCUGUAGCAUAUAGAAGGCUACACCGUGAUGGGGCUUUUGCAAAGUCGAAGUUGACAUAUCAACUCGUUGAAGUAAAGUUAUUACUGUCUUAUUUCUGUAACACCCAGUAACCCUUUGUAACCCCUGUAACGUCUUGUAACUUAUGUAAACCCUUAUGAGCCCAUGUAACCCCUUGUAAACCCCUUUAAACCCAUAUAGAGAGAGCGGUGUAUACGAAACUUAAGGUACUGUCUCUUUUUUCUACAGGCUCGAGCUGCUUUUGAAAUCCUCACUUUGCUGUUCGCAUUUUUCUACAUUCUUAUUCUGAUCCGGGAGAUCAUCUUUCAAGAAGGAAUCAAAAGCGUGUUCUGGGGAUUGGUAAGGUUCCCUUAUUACUAAAAUUCGGGGGUGAGGUUGGGGAGUAGGCCAAUGGCUGGUCAUAAUAUGUGAAACUUUGAAAUGUGAAAAUAUUACAUUGCUUGUGGUGCCGUCUCUCCUUGCUCCUUGCCGCUGGGGACGUUUCGCGGGAGAGACGUCUGCGCUUCAACGACAGAAAUGCUAUGUUGAUGACGUAAAUCAGUGCUUGCAUAAUUAAUCUGAUGGUGUUCCUAAUUUUUCGAGAUUAUAUAUUUACUCGUGAUGUUUUGAGUUCUUCUGCGAACGAGUGGCAUAAAAUUAAACCUUAAGUGAUUCCUCUGAAGAAGAAUAUAGUCCACUUAUAAUGACUGUUUUGCCGUAGGUAGAUUCAUCGCGUUUACAUUUGACCUUUGUGGUCUUUUGUCUGUCAUUCGUAAACAAUAGUUAAAAGAAUAUAAUCACUACUUCGACGAAUAAGAGUUCUUGACCAGAUUCUGGACCGAUUUUACGUCCUUAAUAUUGCAUUUCUGUCUCCCUUAUAUACCGGGGUUUCAUCGUAGAAUUACAAAGGUUCCUAUUUCCAUUGAAGAGCUUGGUAACUUGGGAAACAACACGAACCUUUUUCAGCAAGUUUCUUGUUGGUGCUCAAGCGUUUUCAGUUUUUUUACUCUGCUGAUUGUCUUGAUGCAACCGUGGUUGUUGUAUUUUCUCUGUUAGGUCCGCACACCUCUUCGGCUCCUGUUCACACUAUCUUGCGUGCUUCUGCUGGCUUGUUUAAUCACCCGCUUCACGUGUAAACCUCACACCGAGGAUCAUUUAGCAAUCGCUGCUCUGGUAAUGGCCUGGCCAUACUCUCUCAUGUUUUGCAGGUAUGUAGGAACCCAAAUGUUUUUCUUCCCUGGACUCUUGGCCAGGAGUCAACUUGGGAUUUUGUGAAGGCGGCCGCUUGCUAGAGUGUCCGUUCAACUGUAUUCGAAAUACUCAUACUAUGAGGAUUUAACGAUAAAGGAUAAUGAUAAUGAUUAUCAUUAACCAUAAACGGAUCCCAGGUGUAUUUUGCAAGAGAAUGUCCACUUUAAAUUGUACUUUGUAAGCUUACCAAUUCGCGACUUUAGAAACGAGAGGAGAACUGGACCCGAAACGCGUCCCGCAAUUGUUUCUGGCAUCGUUACAGGGGCUCGCAUGUGUUUCGCACCUGUAGUAUACAUUAUUCAUUGAAAAUAUUUUUCCGUUUCUGAUUGGCUAACUGCCGUGCAUAAUUCAUCACAACCAGCUGCUCUCGACCAAAUUUGGAAGAAUUUUGCGAAAUGUGAACUGAUGGCAUCAGUCGUGCAGCAAAAUUGCCAGAUUAAUGAACGGUUAACCGAGAAAACCUGGGAACGAGCUUGAGUUGUUUUGAUUGUGAAUACAAAAUGGCGGAUCAUUUCACUUGUUUCACGACGAAGAAGGAACAGCAAGAACAUCAUAGGCACCUCUACGGUCGACAUCUGCUAUUUGGAGAAUAUUUGCAGAACUGAACAACCCGUUAUCUCCUGAACUUGCCGAUAAACAUGCACUAUCGAAGGUGAACUUAACAUCGAUGGAGGUUAGCAUGUUUUAGCUUGUUUUGAAACUAGGAAUUAUUUUGAAUGAAUAAUAAAACAAUUAUUGAAUUCGCCAUUCGUAUCAUCUGAGAAUUUCGCAGAUGCUAGUUAGCCUCAUUCAGUAAUUGCUGAUUAUGUUCCUGUAUGUUUGUGUUGCAGGGGCUUUGCUCUGGUUGGACCGUUUGUGGUCAUGAUUUAUCAGAUGCUUAAGAAAGAUUUCCUGAUUUUCUUUGUCAUUUACUUGAUUUUUGUCAUCGGAUUUUCACAAGGUAAGUGGACUGUUUGUCGAAUUCAUCUUGCUUCUUCUCUCAUAUACGAACUCAGUAACAGGACUGAUAGUUGUUUUUUGGAUGUGCUGAAAAUAACAACGUUGAUUAAUUGGACACUGUCCAUCGUCCUCUUCUUUCUGCCGCUCUUGUUGCGUAAAUUCACUACUACCGGUGGUAUUGAUUGCGUAAUUUCACAUGUGUUUCUAUUUUUAUGACAUAUUUUCAGCAAUGUUCCUUGUCAUGAGGGGUUAUGAAGAUAGCACGAUACAAGAAAAUCUUUUUACACGCUGGUUUGCUGCGGGGCUAGGAGUAAUCAUUCUCUCGUUAGGGGAAUUUGAGGUAUAUUUCCACUUUUUUAGUUUCGCCAUUGCGGCCAUCAGUUUGUCUUAGGCUGUAUGCAUAUGCAUACGUAACGGAGCGAACCGUCACGUAUCGAAUAGUUGUUCACACUCUACCGGCACGAAAAGCUACCCGGUAUAGUGGGGACGGAUCAGUUUGGGUCUCUGGGAAACUACCCGCCUACCCCUCCCCUAAGCCAUCAUUUUGCCCCAAGUGAGAAAUAAGCGUUAAUGUUAGGGGAGGGGUAGGUGGGUAGUUUCCCAGAAACCUAAAUAAUCCUGGACAUAGCCUUAGUCUAGGCUGCAUGGCAAGUACCGGAGAAGACGUUGGGGGUGGGGGUGGGUGGAUUUGGGAGGGCAUUAUUAUUCAGAUUCCGUGAGAGCGGUUGGUUGAGAGUUCAAUGCUAUUAUUGAAUGAAGCUCGAGGCCAAACGAGAGCAAACAAUUUGAAGUGUCAGCAACGCUGUGUGACUCUCACCUUUUUUUUCUACUUUCAGUUGUUGUAUGAACAGGUGGCGAAUUCUAGGUCACCAUUCAGGGUUUUGGGUUUGGUAAGAAAAUUCAACUUUACUGUAUUUCUGUGUGAUUCGUCAAACACCUCUAUCGCUUAUGGUUACUCCAAUUGUCCGCUGAAUACAAACAUUAAACCUUAAUUAAACAUUAAGUAAAGCCCUCUACCCAUCGCUAAAUGAUAAAAUUCCCACCAUUUAAAAACCUGUUUUCGCUACUAUAACAUUUUCGUUGAAACUCGUAGUAGAAUGACGAUGGCUAUCACAUUUUCUCGCCAAAAUAGCGUUGGUUCGUGCGUGCGCAUUACUUAGUAUUCAGAGAAAAACUCGUUCUCGUUGUCGUCCUUGUCUGACAAUCUAAAGCUCUCUUUUCUUCCCACAACUCGUAUUAUAUUGACGACGGCUAUCACCGCAUUUUCCCGCCAAAAUAACGCUUCUUUACGCACGUGCAAUACUUAGUAUUGAGGAAAUCUCGUACUCGUAGUUGUCCUAAUCUAAAGGUCUCUACCGCCGGUAUAGACUGUCAGUAACAUAAGCUACCUGAACUUUAGUUCGGUCUUAGAGAGUUCAGAGAGAAGCACAGGCGCAUAUCGUGAACGACUUUUAAUACUGUAGAGCCUCUCACCCUUAUCUUUCACCCCUAACAGUUUUUAUUUUUAUUUUUCGUGUUGUCAUAGAUCAUGUUUUUCUUGUUUAUUAUCCUUGGUGCAUUGUUGAUCGUUAACAUGUUAAUCGCUAUGAUGGGUAACACAUAUCUGAUGGUCGCAGAAACAAAGAAGGAGUGGACACGACAGGUAGGGAAAAUUUUCCUUUUGUUCACCCCAUAAAGUCAUUGCAGACUGUGCUGGUACAUCGUGGACGUAUAACUGACCCGGGUAACCCUACACUGGACAAGACUCCCAUCAAUGGAGAGUAUAUGUUGUCUCUUAUCGCUGCAGAAUUGAAACGUAACUUUGGCGCUAACCUUUCUAUUGACAGGGUUCGUACAGAGUCUUGAAUUCUUGAAAAGUCAUGAAGUUUGCCUAGCAAUUUUCCAGACCUGGAAAAAGUCUGGAAAAUGGAGAAAAAGUCUGGAAAAAUGGUUAUAGGUCUUGAGUUUUUUUUUCAAAGCUACAACAAGUGCUCUAGAAGUGAAUUUUUUUUCGUUUUGUUCAAAUUUACUCAUUCAAAUUAACCCGUAUGUUUGCAGCGUGCAAUGAAAAAAGCUUUGUUCCGGCGUUCUUAAGAUCUCUGUUGAUCACCUUCCUUGCAUCUGGAAAAAAGAUUAUUGUUUUGGAAAAAAGUCCGGAAAAAGACUUGAAUUUUGUCUCCAAAAAUCUGUAUGAACCCUGUAUUGACUUCCGUCCCACUGACAUUCGAGUCACUGAAGAAUUCACAAAUCUGAAAUACUACUGCCAGUAACCCAGUAGUUGAUGAGUAUCCCACAAGGAAUGGGGAGGGGGGAGGGAGGUGUAUUUAAACUUCUCAGCACUUCAAACCAGACGUACCGAGUGACGAUCCGUCCGUUUGUUCCCCCUCUGGUUCGUCUUAACUUUAUUGCAGGCCUUCUUUCUGCACUUACUUUUGUCUUCUUGCUGACAUUUGAGUUUGGUUGUUCAAAGGGAGAAUUAAGAUAGAAUCGUCACUCUUAAUGACAUUACGUACAGCUUAAAAAGUAACUCGGCACGGAAAGUUAGACUUCGUAUUAGACUAUUGUGAUACGUGUAAAAUUUUGUUUUUCCUCCCUAGUGGGCGCGACUUGUGCUGGCAACAGAGCGCAUGCUCACACCUAAACAGAGACUUGCUGCGCAGAAAAAGUAUUCACAAAGCCUGGGUACAAGUGGCGAGAGGGCGCUGAUCAUGAGACUGCGGAAUCAUGAAAAUCGCCAACAGGUGGGUAGUAGGGAGGGGAAUUUGUUGUCACUGUACAAAUAAAAUGCACUGCAAGAUAGUUCUAUUUGUGUAAAUCAUGGGAGGACCAAAGCCCUCAUUUUUAAUGGUCAUUAGUGACCUUAAAAGACACCUUCUGCCUGCGAGUACGGGUAAGCGAACAUGUUUGCCACGUAGUUAUAAAAAUGGUAACCAUGAUUUCUUAUUCACUGUUCUACCCGGUAGCCUACCCGUGUCUCCGGGGUAAGAGGCAAUCCAUCUGUACGGGUAAUUUACACGUACCCGCACACGAAAACGUUGUGUCUUAGGAUUGAUUUUCACUGUAAUUUUUACGUGCGUACGUGCGUAAAAUUUACGUUCGCAAAUAAAAUAGAGGCAGUUACGAAAGGUCGCACGUAAGCGUAAAAGUAGAAACUCGCUCAACUUCACCUUUAAUCUCAACACUCUAUAUCUUGCCUCUACUGAAAUUUACGUGCGUUAACGUGCGUAGCCAAAAAUGCGUCAGUGGAAAUCAACCUCUAAGGUCUCUAUAACAAACUACCGUGUACGGCUGGUGUACGGCUACCAAUGUUUGCGGUUAGAUCAUGCAAGACAAAAUUGACCUUCAGAGGUUAUCAAUUUUCUCACAUUGUAAAAAAUCAGCACUAGCCAUUACAGCGUAGGAAUGUCAUUCACGGGAUCAAACAGCACAACUCUUUUAAUGGUGACUGAAGAUUACACCCUAGCAACCGUUGGAUUAAAGCUGUAAACAAUUUAUUUAUCACAGUUCUUUUUGUUAUUUUUUUUUGAAAAACUGAGCUGGGGACACGCGCCACCAUACUUUGGUAAUGAGAUUUCUGGGGUCGUUUGAGGGACCAUUUAGAGUUAUGAUAUAAGCCUUUUCCAAAAAUAGCAUAAUACUUUUCGUUGUCCCUCCAAAAUUGUGCAUUGAAAACAAUGCUUAUGCAAAAUUUUGGAGGGUCAACAAAGAGUAUCAUGGUAUUUUUGAAAAAGGCCUAUUGGGUUUUGAGUUAUGAUAGUGGACACUGAAAACCCGCAUUGGCUAAUAUGAAACUAGCGAUGGUUACUCAAACUAUCCCAGAAGACCAUGUGCUAAAAUCUGUUACCUUGUGUAUCUGAAUUUUCUGAUUCCCGAAACACUAUAAUAAUUGUUGUUUUGUGUUGUUUUUAGAGUCAAGUGUCCCACGAUCCAAAGCAGCAAGCAAAAGCCAACAGGAAAGUUUCCGCCGUGCCUUUACCGAAGAUGGAUUAUAAUUGGCUAGACACUGAAUAAUUGUUGGCUGUUCACAGUCUCCUGUUUUUCCGUUAGAUCGCCGAGAUCGAACACCUACUCUUACGGGCGGCCAUCUUACUCGCUUAAUAUUGUCUCGGAAGUUGUGUUGGUUUCAAUUCUAACCUGGGGAUGAAUAUCAAGUCGACCAAGGGUGGCGAGGGACGAUUUGGAAGAAGGCUAGAAAAUAUCUUUCUCGCUCCCCUGCCCCGCCGUAACGCUAUUAACCAAAGGGCCCGCCCCUCGGCACAUUUGACACCAAAAUGUCUGCCCGUAACAGUGUGCGCUCCAUCUCGACUAUCUUACCGAAAGAUAUGAAACUAUGAAGAGUCUUUUCAAUUUCUUAUUACUUGGGUCAGUUUUUUGGAGGAUGUUCAGCCAAAUCCAGGUUUAGUUUCAAUGACAACUUAUUUGCCGUGUUUGUAUUUAAACCUGGAAUUAGAGCUUGCGUGCCUUCGAAUAACUCGGUCCUGGCGCCCGUUUCUCGAAAGUGCCGAUAACAUUUCGGGCCCGAAAAGCUGUUUUAUGUUUGCUGCGUUUGCAUUCAUGAU